Molecule: messenger RNA, 3067 nt
Organism: Sebastes umbrosus (honeycomb rockfish)
Lineage: Eukaryota; Metazoa; Chordata; Actinopteri; Perciformes; Sebastidae
Gene: zcchc8
Product: zinc finger, CCHC domain containing 8
Exons: 14
Coding region: 109-2385 (758 amino acids)
Cellular component (GO): catalytic step 2 spliceosome
Molecular function (GO): zinc ion binding; RNA binding
Source: RefSeq, a predicted model, not a curated record
UAAAAACCCCUAGUUUACCUAACACGUGACACCGUGAGGACCAAUGAAAACACAGAACAGCACCUUCGACCUGUGACGUCGCGUCCUGUAGCACAGAGCUGGGUAAAGAUGGCUGAGGUUGAUUUCGGGGAUAGUGAGCUCUUUGAGCAGCUCGAUGACUCCGCACCGACGGUACCGACGCAUAUUCGCUUCACCAGUGAUGAGGAAGAGCAGGGGGAGACGGGCCAGCUGCGGGGCCGCCUGGAGGAGUGUGAUGAAUACAUCCAGAGGCUCACAGAGGAGAAUAAAGGUUUGAGAAGAAAACUGAACAUCCUGACACGACCAAGCGGCAUCACAGUUGAAGAUGUCAACAUGGACGGGCCAGCUCUUCAAAUCCUUUAUACAAACAACAUUAUUUCAAAGCUGUGUCGUCAAGAAAUUGAAGAUUGCAUCUGCAGUGUGAUUUUGAAUCACCAGAAACCGAGCAAUGAAAAGAAAGACUCCAUCUAUCAAAUGAAACCUCAGAAUUCAGCUUUUGCUCUGGAUGAAGAUCCGCAGAAGUCCUCUACAAGUAGCGUAAGAACAACAACCGAAGCCUUUAAAGUGGUGGGAAGUGUCUUAUAUUUCACUACAUUCAGUGUUGAUAAACUUGGACAGCCUCUGGUGAAUGACAACCCCCAGCUGACAGACGGAUGGGAUGUUCCAACCUAUCAGCAGGUUUUCAACCAAGUUGUUGGCACAGAUGGACAGGAUGUAGAAAUGAAAGAGAGAAGACCCAAAGCAACGUGUUUCAACUGUGGUUUGAGUGGUCAUCAGCUGAGAGACUGUCCCAAGCCUAAAGACAUGGCUGCAAUUAAUGAGAGAAGAAAGGAGUUUAAUCAGAGCAGCAACCAGGGCAUGCAGAGUAACCAGCGAUAUCAUGCUGAUGAAGUGGAGGAGAGGUUUGCUAAAUACAAGCCUGGAGUCAUGAGUGAGGAGCUGUUGGAAGCGCUGGGAAUUGAUGGCACCACCCUCCCUCCUCUAAUUUAUCGCAUGAGGCAGCUCGGCUACCCACCGGGUUGGCUCAAAGAGGCAGAGAUGGAAAACUCUGGCAUAACGAUGUAUGAUGGGAAUGUUUCAAAUGAUGGUAAUAUAACCGGUAAUAUAACCGACAAUACCAGUUCGCAAAACAUCUCUUAUGAUGUUUCCAAACUGGUAGAUUUCCCAGGCUUCAAUGUACCUGCAUCACACCAAAUGAAAGAUGAGUUCAUGCAGUACGGUUCUAUUCCAAUGCAGACCAGCCACAUGAAGCAAAACUUUGCAGCCUACCUGUCCAACAACUUCCCUAUGCCUGGUGCCACCUGCAACAAGAGACGGCAUGAAUCUGAGUCAUCUCCACAGCAAAGGAAGAAGACGAGGUCCAGUCCUGAUCGGAACUCCUGCUCAGACAUGGAUAUUGAUUCAGACCCAGGAACACCUUAUCAUCCUGGCGCAAGUGACUUCCAGUUCCAACCUCCGCUGCCCCCUGGCUCCCCUUGCUUCAGUUCACCUCCUCCUUUACCCCAUGGCACUCCUCCUGCUACACCCACUCCCCCACCUCUCCCUAAAGGUACACCUCCUCCCACACCCACCAACGGCUCCCCGGCUCUGCGGGGGCGUAACUGGGUUGUCACUGAUGAGACUGUGGACGACACAGAGGAUGAAUUGUCAUUGGAGGAACUGGAGGAGCAGCAGAGGCUGAUUUGGGCAGCUCUGGAAAAUGCGGACACUGCCACUAAUAGUGAUUGUGAGACACCUGCAGUGGGAACACCUGCACCCAGUUCACCGAGUGUGUCCACACCUGCACCCAGUUCACCGAGUGCGUCCACACCUGCACCCAGUUCACCGAGUGUGUCCACACCUGCACCCAGUUCACCGAGUGUAUCCACACCUGCACCCAGUUCACCGAGUGUGUCCACACCUGCUCAUGUCGGCACAGAAACGGAGGUGGUUGAAGAGGUGAUGGACACAACGAAACCUGCAGAAACUUGCCAUACCAGCAAAAAUCAAAGGGAACCGGAGGUUCAAGAGAUUAGCUCUCAGAGUCCUGGUCCAGUUAAAUCCCAAGACGACAGCCCCCUGAGUCCUGGUCCAGUUAAAUCCCAGGACGACAGCCCGCUGAGUCCUGGUCCAGUUAAAUCCCAAGACGACAGCCCCCUGAUUCCUGGUCCAGUUAAAUCCCAUGAUGACAACCCGCAGAGCCCUGAUCCAGAUUUCUCUAAUGACGAGAGGAUAACAGCUGUUCCACAUCGGAGCAAGUUUGCAGCUGGCAUUGUUCCAUUUGAAGAUACACCAGAGUUCACUGAAGUUGCUGAAGCCACGGGGACAUACCUGAGGAUCAGAGACGUGCUUAAAAGUUCCCCUCGAAGUUUGGCAAAGAAAAAAUAAAAAUGGCUUCUGUCUUUAUGUGGAACACAAGGAAGGAUACAUGAAUAUUUUUUAAACAAAAACUUUUUCAUUUUCAUGACAUCCUAUCAAGCAUGUUUUUAGCUUUUUAUCAUUUUGUACCACGUUGAAUGUCUAUGCUGUAUAUACAUUUGAUCUGUAAACAUACAAUGAUGUCGGGGCAUUGAGGGAUGCUGCAACAGCAAUAGUUUGUAGGUUAUGAUCAAUUGGUCUCAGUUUUUUUGUAGCAGUUGUUACUCAUGCUAUUCAUUUUAUUGUAAAAUUUGUAAAAUGGUCAUUUCUUUUAUUUUAAAUGGCUUUUUCUAUUUUUGUCCAACUUGGAUUGCUCUAAAAUCAUUAAGUAAACAUGCUUUAACUUGCUUCAGUGUAUUAUUUCGUCUGGCAGCCAUGGCUAGAUGUGGGUUUGAUUUAAUUGGCCAAAUAUGUGAGCUAACAGUAUAUAGUUGAUUGUUAGCCAUCUUUAGUUGACCUUCUGUUGCCAUCAUUGUUGAUUUUGAUGAACAUUGCAAAUGAAAUUACAUAUACCAGUAAUUGAAACUGCACUACAACAACAAAUGUUUGUAUGACAUUAGAAAGCUUGGUCUACAUUUUGUCUGAAUUCAUUCUCUAUUCAUCAAAUAGAUUCAUAUCACAGCUGAAAUAAAGUUCAUUCUCCCCUUUCAAA